CUGCAUCUUCUCGAACUUGUCCAACUCUUCAUUGCUCUCUUCGCUUCAGCUUUCCCAACCGCUCCCUUCUGCUGUCCGAUCCGUGUCCCGACGCUCGCCCCUCAAAGUCGCGCGAAUCCGUGCACGCCCACACCUGCCCCUCCCACCCCCACCUCGCGCCACUCCACGGCCCCAUCAUGGGCCGCUCGAAGCCUCGCACAAACAAGCGGCCGCCACCCAAGCCGAACCGCCGCGCCGCACCCGCUUCCCCAACUCCUGCAUUCGAUCCUGCGACAGGCUUCUUCCCCCCACCAUCAACGAUGGACCCUACCGACCCCAGCUUUACGCGCGCGUUUCAGAGCUGGUCGGCGAACGCGCUCAACCAGCUCGACCAGCUACGCCAGCUACCCGUCCUGACGUCUUCGCAGCUGAGCGCUAUUGCUGGCGCCGCGGCCGGCGUGUCCGACGCCGGUUUUCAAGGCGAAGGGCCCAGUAUCGACCUCCCCCAGAGCUUGGCCGCGCUGUUUGAGGCAAAACUCACACUCGACCGUGAAAAAGCCAAGUUGAUGCGCAUGCAGAAGGAGCUGCGUGGCUUCCGGGACGGCAUUGACAGCUUGGCCGGUCCAGCGCCGGCACAGGCGCCGCCUCCUCUUCCGACGGUUAAGGGCAAGGAGGUCGCGGUCGAGGAGGAGCAGGCCGAGUGCACAUGUGGAAGGAAUGGUCACGCACACGAGUAUCCCGGCUCGGCGCACUCGGAAUCAGAGGACUACUACUACUACGACACGGAGGACGAGUGCUGCGAAUGCUGCUCGCACGAUCACAGCUACGUCGAGUGCGACCACGAACCUGGCGAGUGCGAUUGCGAAGAGUACGAAGAGCACCACCACCAUCAUCACCACCACCACCAUCACCAUGAAGAGUACUAUGAGCCUGAGCGGGGCUUUGAGGCGCUCGUUCUCGGCCCCGACGGGCGCCCCGCCAACCUGACUCCUGAGCAGGCGAUGGCGCUGUUCGAGCGGCAGCCGUACCUCCACUCUCCGGAGGCGCGGGCGAUUCUCGCGAGGGGCCACGCACAGGCAGCCGAGGUGGCGGCCGCAAAACAGCAGCUGGUCGAGGGCGGCGAGGGAGUGCGGCAAGGCGGGGAGCACGCGCGGGAGCGAGGAGAGAGCGAGGCGAAUGGGGAGAGCAGAGGAGGAGGACACAAUCGCGAAGGUGCAGCGCCGCGGCGCCGCCUCGCCGACGAUCCGGAGAGGAUGGACGAGGCCGUCCGCGAGCUCUUUAACUGGAUCAAGGCCGUCGUGUGGACGAUCGAGCAGGCAGCGAUCGUGGCGGGCCGGCGGGCCCCUUUCCACUCGCAGCGCGGUGAUCUCCCGGAGCAAUAGCUCUGCUCAUGUCACGCUCUUCCGUAAGAAGCACAACCAACACAUUGUAUCACCACCAUCUACGUGCCGUGCACACGAACAUGCAUCUCAUUUAACAAG
Molecule: messenger RNA, 1460 nt
Organism: Cutaneotrichosporon oleaginosum
Lineage: Eukaryota; Fungi; Basidiomycota; Tremellomycetes; Trichosporonales; Trichosporonaceae
Source: RefSeq, a predicted model, not a curated record